GCAGGAAGGAGGCGCAGUGCAUACCAAACUGUCUUUAGGACCCAGUGUGACUCCUCCACAGCCUUUGUAGUUUUUGUGGGCAGAUGAGGGAGACUGAGAUGUUCUUCUUGCUUAUCACGAUUCACAUCGAGCUUUUUGUCCAUCUGAGGUGUUAGGGAAGUGGAUGCUGAACAGGACCAGCUCCCACAGCUGCUGGAUUUAUUAUUAUUAUUAUUAUUAUUUUUGUUUUUAAAAGAAAAAGCUUUCGUUUCAUUUCUUUCAUUCUCAUUGUUGUAUUUCUUUUUUUUUUCUUCAAAAAAAAAAAAAAAAAUUGGGGCACUAUGAAAGCCAGUGCAUUUUGGGUGCAUUCCUGCUGCUGGUCGGGACUAUGAUUUAUCAGCUUUGUUCUCAUGACAGACUUGCACUCAUUCCGUCUCAUCAGAGCAGGAGGCAGCGUGGUGAUUCGUCUUUAACUUUCUUGCAUCUUCGACGAUUCCAGCUGCAGCAGGUACUUUCUGCACCUGAGGUGUUGAAGCAGCCAUGUGGAGCAGAGAGAGCGCUUCUCCACUUGUCAUCUGCCUGCUGGCGCUCACAGCUCUGUGGAAAACCAGGUCAGUGAAUGCAGAUGCCACUUCUGAUGCCUUCAAAACCAACAUCACCCUGUUCACACGCAUCCUGGACAGCCUGCUGGAUGGAUAUGACAACCGUCUUCGGCCCGGUCUUGGGGACAGGAUAACCGAGGUGAAGACGAACAUCUACGUCACCAGCUUUGGACCUGUUUCAGACACAGACAUGGAGUACACCAUAGAUGUUUUCUUCCGCCAAAGCUGGAAGGAUGAGAGGUUGAAAUUUCAUGGACCGAUGAAUAUUUUGCCUCUCAACAACCUGAUGGCAAGUAAAAUCUGGACUCCGGACACCUUCUUCCACAAUGGGAAAAAGUCUGUGGCUCACAACAUGACCAUGCCGAACAAACUGUUGAGGAUCAAAGACGAUGGGACUCUGCUGUAUACCAUGAGGUUAACUGUGCAUGCAGAGUGCCCAAUGCAUCUGGAGGAUUUCCCCAUGGACUUUCAUUCCUGUCCACUAAAAUUUGGCAGCUAUGCCUACACAAUCUCAGAAGUGACUUAUGCUUGGACUCGAAAUGCCUCUGACUCUGUGGUGGUGGAAGGAGAAAGCUCUCGUCUGAACCAGUAUGACCUGCUUGGACAAACGGUCGGGCAAGAAACCAUUAAAUCGAGUACAGGUGAAUACACAGUGAUGACAGCUCAUUUUCAUCUCAAGAGGAAGAUUGGCUACUUUGUCAUCCAGACGUACCUCCCAUGCAUCAUGACAGUCAUUCUUUCUCAAGUGUCUUUCUGGCUGAACAGAGAGUCGGUGCCAGCUAGGACUGUGUUUGGUGUAACCACCGUUCUCACGAUGACCACACUGAGUAUAAGUGCAAGGAAUUCCCUUCCCAAAGUUGCCUACGCCACUGCCAUGGACUGGUUCAUCGCUGUCUGCUAUGCCUUUGUCUUCUCUGCUUUGAUUGAGUUUGCCACCGUCAAUUACUUCACUAAGCGCGGCUGGGCUUGGGAUGGAAAGAGUGUUGUGACUGACAAGAAAAAAGAGAGGGCAUCUGUCAUCAAGAAGAAUAACGCCUAUGCUGUAGCAGUAGCCAACUAUGCGCCGAAUGUCACCAAGGACUCCAGCACACUUCCAACCAUUGCCAAAGGUGGAGCUACGGAUCCCAGUAAGGCCAAAGCGGACGGUAAAGCCCAAGAUAGCAAGAAGACGUUCAACAGCGUCAGCAAAAUUGACAGGAUGUCAAGGAUUUUGUUUCCAGUCCUUUUUGGCAGCUUCAACCUCGUCUAUUGGGCCACUUACUUAAACAGAGAACCUGUUAUAAAGGAUAUGGUCCCCUCUAAUUAGAGGCCACUUUAAUGGGUUCUGCUCUGGGGACUAAGAGAUGAACCAAAUACCUCCAGCAACUGUGUACACAUACCUUUGCAGAGUGAAGUCCUGGAUUGCAGUGUGAUCCUCUAUCUCCGCCUGUUUUCUACACCGUCUGCAGCACUUUUGAAAAGUCUGGCUUUUGUAAAUGUGUAUGUAUAUUUAUAUUCAUGGUUUCAUGGUGACAUAUAGUGUGAUUACUUCGAUUAGAUUGCAUAUUUUGUUGAAAGUAUGUUUCCAGUUACAGUACGUGGCCACUGUACAUAUAAUUCAAAUGAAGAGUAAACACAUGAACAUUAAAACACACAUUUUAUUUAAGAUGACCUCUAAAUGUGUUAAAUCUUACUAAAUCUACUAUGCCCAUUCUCUUGAUAUUACAGUAUAUGUUUUUCUUUUGAGUGAAAAGGACUGGUUAUAUCAUAUUUCUUAGUUUCUUUGCCAUGUAAGAGUGGCCAGACUCUUUUUUUCUGUCCAAGCCAAUGCAAAAACGCACUUGUAUAAUAUUGUUACAGUGUAAAAGUUGUUUUAUUAUCUGUGACUGCAGGUGUGGGGCUGCAAUCAAAUCCUGACCUCCAGAAUUUAAAAAGGUUGUUAAAAAAUACAGACGAAGCUGCAAAAUUGUGCAUAGUUUAUUGGUGCCAGUUUAAGUUUGCAGUGAUAUCACUUGGAGUUACAGGAAAAUGUUCAUUAGAAAGACAAAUGACAAAUAAUUUUUUGACCUCUAGACAGCAGGAUAAGACCACUCGAAGAUAACAGAUGCACAGCACUGACAAAGUGUUGUCUUGUAGUUAGAGGAUCUACGCGUCCGCCAUGCACAGAAUAACUUUAUCAUCACAGUGGACUUGUGUUUUUCAAAUCCAGUAUUGCUCUCUUUUAGCUCUGUUUUGGUCUCUACCAACUCCAAUCUUUUGACUUACUUCACCAGCAGCAAAGUUGCUAAGUUGCUAACCAGAAGGUACAAAGAAUUUAUCAGAUGACAAAGAAUAAGAAGAAAAGCAUGAAGGGAAACUUGUUGCUUCACAAGCACACCAAUAAGCUUUAUUCACAAUUAACAUAUUUAUUUAUUUUAGCAAGAUUAAUAGCCAGUUUAUUUCAUAUGUUAAUUACUACCGUAUGGUUUGAAUGUGCACAUCAACAUGUGAAAACUUGUGUAAACCUGUGUUACCAGCUUUUUCUUUGCUUGCCUUUGGUGGUAGUAACUCUGGAGGACAGUGUGGAUUUGUUGGCAGAGCACUGUGGCAGUACUGUGUUUGGCUGUUUACACACACAUUUCAUGAUCCAAUGAGCUGUUUUGAAAUAAUUACAGCUAUUAAAGGGUCUGCAAAUACAAGACUUUUUGGUGCCAAUAUGAACUUCAGUGAAUCAUGUGUGGAUGAAAUUGUUCUGCCAGCAAAGCUUUUGAAUAGUAGGCCUGAAGUGAGAGGAAACAGUAUUUGGGACUUAACUAAUAUUUCUGAUCAUGGAAUUUGUAGUUUCAUGUCAUGUUCUUAUGAAGGGUGAUUGUUGUGUACACUUUGGGACUUAUGAAGCCAUAUACAGUCAUCAUGUAAUCUAUUUCCAUCACCACUCAAAUAACAGGGACAAGCAGUGAUUGUGUAUGAGGCAAAGCAUUGUGAAAACCUACUUUGACACAAUCUCUGGAACAGAUGCUGUAUAUCAUUGAGAAGACAAAUCAUUUUCAGCCCCAUAUCAGUAACCGUAUAUGGUACUCUGUUGUGUUAUUUUUCUCAUAAUGUGAUUUUACUUCUCAUCAAUAUUUUUAACUUAAUUUUAUCCAGUUUGAUUGUUGAAUCAAGCUUUGCAUGAAGCUUAAAUCUAGAAUUUUAUUUUUUACCAAUUCUGUUGUCGGAUAUAUUUAUUUUCAAUUAAAAUUCUCUGCAACAUCCUGAUAGAGUCUUAAACAUUCCAGAUAAAAUGAUUGUUCACGAGGUGUAUGCUUGAUUCAGUGCACAGUUUCUAAUAAAACAUAUAGUUUCACUUCUUUAUAUCCAGUUUGUGCCAUGUUUUUGAAUUAGAGCCUGAUUAACACUAGAUUUUUAAGGAGAGGUCUAUGAUAUAUUGAUCAACAUUUGUUUUUAUAUCCAAACACAUCAU
Messenger RNA from Scatophagus argus, 4002 nucleotides. Its product is annotated as gamma-aminobutyric acid receptor subunit alpha-2. Lineage: Eukaryota; Metazoa; Chordata; Actinopteri; Scatophagidae. The transcript is spliced from 10 exons. Gene Ontology annotation, molecular function: transmitter-gated monoatomic ion channel activity involved in regulation of postsynaptic membrane potential; GABA-gated chloride ion channel activity; inhibitory extracellular ligand-gated monoatomic ion channel activity. The coding region runs from base 520 to 1887 and encodes 455 amino acids. Gene Ontology annotation, cellular component: GABA-A receptor complex; neuron projection; dendrite membrane. The record is from RefSeq and is a predicted model, not a curated record. Gene Ontology annotation, biological process: regulation of postsynaptic membrane potential; nervous system process; chloride transport.